Hordeum vulgare subsp. vulgare (domesticated barley) is the source of this 324-nucleotide messenger RNA. RefSeq lists its product as uncharacterized. NCBI's taxonomy places the organism in Eukaryota, Viridiplantae, Streptophyta, Magnoliopsida, Poales, Poaceae. The transcript has a single exon. The annotation marks the transcript as partial. The record is from RefSeq and is a predicted model, not a curated record.
AUGGACGGCGGCAGUGGCUUGAACAUCAUGUAUGCCGACACUCUCAAGGGGAUGGGCAUUCCGAUGUCCAAACUCAGCGAGAGCAGCAUGCAGUUCCAUGGAGUCGUCCCUGGACGAAAGGCCAAGUCACUCGGCCAGAUCGCGUUGGACGUCGUUUUCGGCUCCGACAAGAACUUCAGCAAGGAAAAGCUGACGUUCGAGGUGGUGGACUUCCAGAGCGCGUACCACACAAUUCUGGGCCGCCCGGCGUAUGCACGUUUCAUGGCCCGUCCAUGUUACGUGUACCUGAAGUUAAAGAUGCCAGGCCCGAAAGGCGUGAUCACU